UCAACUAUACUACUACUUCCACCAACACUACUGACUCGGUGAAACCCCAGCUCCAGCACACACCCCAACACCAACUACCCUUCCUCUCCUUCCGCUUCUCUCUCUCCAUGACUUUUGUACUCCUCUCUACUGUUUCAAAAUCCUGCACAUGCGCAUCAAAUCAUGAAAAAGCUUCCCAAAUUUCUCAUACGCUCCCCUCAAACCGUCGCAUUCUUUUCCCUCCCAUUCGUUUUACUUCUCCUUUUCGUGGAUUUGGUGUCUGGGUUCGGCUCAAUGGGCCCAAUUUCAGCUUCCUUCGGUGACAGCGGCGUCUUCUGUGCCAUUGACGCCAGUGGCAAGCAAGAAGUCAUUUGCUGGGGCAACAAAUCCUACUCUUCCUCGUCUGCAAAUCCACCGCCCAUUUAUCCUGAUGAAGUCCCAGCAAUGGCUGCUCUCACCGGUGGCCGUGGAUUUCUUUGCGGCAUUUUAGCAAAUAGCUCCCAGGCAUACUGUUGGGACUCCACUGGCCUAAUUUCUGAUCUUGUUCCUGCGAGUUUCAAGCCCAAUGCUUAUUUUCACAUUGCGGCUGGUCAGAACCAUGUUUGCGCUAUACGAGGGACUUACUACUCCGAUGGCGACUGGGGUACUGUUGAUUGCUGGGACAUUGUUCCACAAUCGAAAAAUGGCUUGACCUCAAGGCCAAGUACCCUCUUUUAUGACCAGCAUGUGAGUACACUUGCUUUCAAGAAAAUUGUUUCUGGCGAUGGGUUUAGUUGUGGAGUUGUUAGAGAUGGUGGCCUUGUUUGCUGGGGUCCAUAUUCUAAGACUGUGGAAGUUUCCAGCGAACCGGGAGAUCUAUUUAGCAUGACUUCAGGGAUAGAUUCCAUUUGCGGCAUCUCUCGAGUUUCUGGUGGAAUCAAGUGUUGGGGUAAUAAUGAUUCUUUUGGCAUUCUACCAGAUGGGAUUCGCUUCGUUUCGGUGGCAGCUGGAGCAAAACAUUUUUGUGGGAUUCGAGAAGAUGAUCACGGAGUUGAAUGCUGGGGGAAAUUUAAUACGUCUUUGGUUCCUAAGAGUUCUGGUUUUCUUGCCCUUGCUUCCACAGAUUUUGUUACCUGUGGCAUCAGGGAGGCUGAUCUAGUACUUGAUUGUUGGUUCGCAAAUGGUCCUCCGCCUUUAGAUUAUGAUCCUCCGUUGCAGUUAUGCAGUCCCGGAUUAUGCAGCCCUGCUACUUGUGGUGAAGGAAAAUUUGCCUUCAACGCCAGCAUUCUCAAUGAGCCAGAUCUGACCAACUUGUGUGUUCGGAAAGAUCUUAAGAUUUGUUCUCCUUGUGCGCUGAAUUGUUCCGCAGGAUUUUUUACUUCGAGUGCUUGUACUGAGAAUGCUGACAGGGUUUGCACGGCUUGCUCCCUCUGCCAGAACAGCUCUUGCUGGGAUAUUUGUGGGCUCCAAUCUUCGCCGGAGAUGAAGCAGAAGCACCAGCAUCAAUUGCGUGAAUUGCUGCUUAUAAUUGGGUCUUCUGCUUCAGGGUUCAUGUUGAUUUUACUUGGCUGGUACCUCUUACCCCGCGUCGCAUCUGCAAAAAGAGGAGGAGGAGGAGGAAAAAGGAUACAUUUUGCUUCCUGCAUUGGCAAACCUGAGCAGGAGAUUGAAAUCAACGGUGAUCCAAAUCCUCCUUCGUGUGUGGUCCAGUGUCCUGGGAUUGCCCAAGUGUUCCGGCUUUCAGAACUGAAGGAUGCCACCAAUGGUUUCAAGGAGUUCAAUGAGCUUGGUAGGGGAAACAAUGGUUUUGUUUACAAAGCUGUUCUCCCUGAUGGGAGGCAAGUAGCAGUAAAGAGGGCAAAUGCUGCCACGAUAAUCCACACGAAUAGCCGGGACUUUGAAUUAGAGUUGGAGGUCCUUUGUAGGGUUCGCCACGUUAAUAUUGUGAACCUGUUGGGUUGCUGUACAGAGAUGGGAGAAAGGAUUCUGGUUUAUGAGUUUAUGCCUCAUGGGACCCUUCAUGACCACCUUCACGGGGGCCUUUCUCCUUUAAAUUGGGCCAUGAGAUUGAAAAUUGCAAUGCAGGCUGCAAAGGGACUUGAAUACCUGCACAAUGAAGUUGUUCCGCCUAUCGCACAUCGUGAUCUAAAGAGCUCAAAAAUCCUUCUUGAUGCUGAUUGGGGAGCAAGAAUCACUGAUUUUGCACUUCUUACUCCAAAUGAUGGUGAUAUCAGUCAAGACAUGAAAGUUGAUGUUCUCAAUUUUGGGAUUGUGCUGUUAGAGAUUCUCAGUGGGAGAAAAGCUUAUGACGCCGAUUGCCAGCCGCCGAGUCUAGUUGAUUCCGCUUUGCCUCUAAUUAGACAGGGCAAAGCUGCUGCCAUCAUUGACCGGUGCAUAGGUUUACCAAGAAACGUUGAACCCCUACUUAAACUUGCAGAUAUAGCAGAGCUUGCUUUGAGGGAAGAUCCGUGCAAACGGCCCAGCAUGUCGGAUUUGGUACUUUUGUUGGAGCAUCUAGUGAAGGAGGGAUUGUUAUUGUAGUUUAAAGUUGGAGCUUUGAUUUUAUUCCAUUCUUUAAUCUAAUUAUCCAACAAACAAAGACAUAAAAUAGCAGAUUCUGGUAAAUACUGCUCUUGGGCAACUGUACAUUUUCAAUGAGCUUCUUGUAAAUUAUGUUGC
Messenger RNA from Coffea eugenioides, 2637 nucleotides. Its product is annotated as serine/threonine-protein kinase-like protein CCR1. Gene Ontology annotation, molecular function: protein binding; protein kinase activity; ATP binding. Gene Ontology annotation, biological process: protein phosphorylation. The transcript has a single exon. Bases 163 to 2499 code for a protein of 778 amino acids. The record is from RefSeq and is a predicted model, not a curated record. NCBI's taxonomy places the organism in Eukaryota, Viridiplantae, Streptophyta, Magnoliopsida, Gentianales, Rubiaceae.